Messenger RNA from Hyphopichia burtonii NRRL Y-1933, 3026 nucleotides. RefSeq lists its product as uncharacterized. The coding region runs from base 216 to 3011 and encodes 931 amino acids. The record is from RefSeq and is a predicted model, not a curated record. Gene Ontology annotation, cellular component: cytoplasm; nucleus. The transcript has a single exon. Gene Ontology annotation, molecular function: protein binding; nuclear import signal receptor activity. Lineage: Eukaryota; Fungi; Ascomycota; Pichiomycetes; Serinales; Debaryomycetaceae. Gene Ontology annotation, biological process: protein import into nucleus.
AUUGUUUUAUACCUUAACAAGCCUCAAAUCUUCCAAAAAGCGAUUAGGUGGAGGAUUAAAGCAUCAUUGAUUGUGAUAAGCUAUAGGAAUUCAGAAAGUUAGGGUCGUUUGUUCGUUUUUGACUUGGUUAAAACUUUAGCUCAAAACAGAAUCAUUAUCCUUAUUGAUAUUUUAAUACUUAUUCAUUCAUUAUCAUUUAACAAAAUUGGCGGAAUAUGUCUUGGUCUGCGGAUCCUCAUGCUCUUGAGCAAUUGAAACACAUCUUUAGUGCCACUUUGUCAUCAAACAAUAAAGAAAGAUCGGAAGCUAACGAUGCAUUGGCCGAAGCAAGAUUACAACCAGAGAUUGAAAAUUACCUUUGUGAGCUUCUUGUAUCUGAUCAUUCUGCUAAAUCGGAUGUCAGAGCUGCUGCAGGUAUUAAUUUGAAGAAUAGCAUUUUAAGAAGCCAAUAUGCAACUACUGAUAAAGAUAGAAGUUAUUUAAUGGAUAGUAUAUUGAAAGGUUUACUUGAUAAUGAAAUCAUGGUCAGAAACAUCACCGGUAAUGUUAUAACUUCUUUAUUUUCGAUUUAUGGACUUUCCAAAUGGCCACAAGUUUUACCCCAACUAAUUCAAUUAACUCAAUCUCAAGAGGUUAAUACUACCGUGCACGAAGCUGCAAUGGGUGCAUUAUCAAAAAUUUGUGAAGAUAGUACGUCAUCUUUAGAUCAAGAAUAUAAUGGUGAAAGACCUCUCAACUUCAUGAUGGUCAAUUUCUUAAAGUUAGCUGAAGAUCAAUCAAGUGGGAAAGUAAGAGCUUUGGCUGUCCAUUGUAUUAAUCAGUUUAUCAGAUCAAAAUCCCAAUCAUUUUUGGUUCAUAUCGAUGAUUUUUUGCAAAGACUAUUUCAAUUAGCUAGUGAUAAUACUAGUGAAGUAAGAAAAAAUGUUUGUACUGCAUUUUUGGCAAUUUUAGAAACUAGACCUGAUAAAUUAUUACCUCAUAUUGAUGGAGUUAUCAAUUUUUGCUUACAUGCCAUGCAAGGUUCAGAAGAGGAAGUUGCUUUAGAAGCCUGUGAAUUCAUUUUGGCAUUGUCAACAACUAUUGAAGUUGAAAGCGAUAAAAAUAUUUUGAAACCAAAAUUGAACUCCAUUUUGCCAAUUUUAUUAGCUAAAAUGGUUUAUUCAGAGGAGGAAAUUUUUUACAUUCAAAUGAUUGAUGAAAAUGAUGAUGCCAACGUUGCUGACAAAGAUGAAGAUAUAAAACCUCAGGCUGCUAAAUCAAAAGAUGCACAUACUGCUGGUAAUGGGGGUGGGUCUAAAAAAACCAAGAGUUUUGAUGAUGAUUCCGACUCUGAUUAUGAAGACGAAGAUGACGAUGACGAUGAUAGUGAAUUAGAUCAAUGGAGUUUAAGAAAAUGUUCUGCUGCUGCUUUAGAUAUAUUUUCACUUGAUUUCCCAUCUGAAGUUUUGCAAGUUACUUUACCUAUAUUACAAGAAAGAAUAGUUUCUCCUGAAUGGCCAGUUCGUGAAGCUGCCAUUCUUGCAUUUGGUGCAAUUAGUAAGAGUUGUAUUGAUUUGGCUAGUGAUAAGUUACCAACACUAGUUCCAUUCUUAGUCGAUAGAUUACAAGAUCAAGAAACUAGAGUUAGACAGAUUACUUGUUGGACUUUAUCAAGAUUUGCUAGUUGGGUUGCUGAAGAAGCUCAUGAGGGUGGCCACUAUUCUAAUUACUUUCAACCUACUUUCCAGUCAAUUGUUAGCUGUGCUCUGGAUAAGAAAAAAGUUGUUCAAGAAGCUGCUUCGUCUGCUUUAUCAACUUACAUUGAAGAAUCUGAUAUUUCAUUGAUUGAAUUUUAUUUGGAACCUUUAUUACAACAUUUCCAACACUGUUUCCAAACCUAUCAACGUAAAAACAUGACUAUUUUAUAUGAUUGUGUUCAAACUUUUGUGGAGAAAGUAGAUCAUGAUAGAUUUGCUGCAAAUCCAUCAUUUGUUAAUUAUUUAAUGCCUCCAAUAUUACAAAAAUGGCAAGAAUUGGAUGAUUCAAAUAUUGAAUUAUGGCCAUUAAUGGAAUGUUUGGCUGCUAUUGCUGCCACUUUAGGUGAGCUUUUCUUGCCAUUUGCUGUUCCAGUUUAUGAAAGAUCGAUCAAGAUUUUAUUUAAUUCUAUACAAUUAGAUCAACAAUGUCAAACCGAUCCAUAUAUAGAAGCCCCUGAAAAAGAUUUCAUCAUCACAUCAUUGGAUUUAAUCGAUGGAUUAAUUCAAGGUUUCACUCAUCAUUCUGGUGAAUUAAUUCAACAAAAUAACAUUGAUUUAAUGGAAUUAGUUAUGCAAUGUUUUGAAGAUCCAACUGAAGAUGUUCGUCAAUCUGCAUAUGCAUUAUUAGGUGAUUUAGCUAUAUUUGUCGUUGAUUCAACGGUUAAACCUAAUUUAAGGCCAAUAAUAAUAAGUAUUGGUAAUGAGAUCAAUAAUAGAACUUACAAUUCAUUUGCAGUUUAUAAUAAUGCAAUUUGGGCUUUGGGAGAAAUGAUUAUUAGAUUGCCAUAUGAAGAUUAUAAACCAUUUUUGAACAAUUUGGUUGAUUUAUUAAUACCAGUUUUAAAUAGUACCGAUACUCAACAAACAGUUUCUGAGAAUGCAGCCAUUUGCUUAGGUAGAAUGGGGAUUAAUGGGGGUUCUGAAGUCCUUGCACCAAGAGUUUCAGAAUUCAUUCACCAAUGGUGUUCACAUAUGCUUUAUAUGAUAAAUAAUAACGAAAAGGAAACUUCUUUCCAAGGUAUGUUAAAUAUAAUUAGUGCAAAUCCAGAUCAAGGAUUUGGUGGGUUAUCUAAUCAACAAGGAAAGAAGAAUUUAUCGGUUUUCGUAAUUUGCAUCGCUUCUUAUAUUGACCCACCAGAAGAGUUAAGACAAAUGUUUGUUCAAGUUCUUUCAAGUUAUCAGAAUCUACUCGGUAAGGAUGUUUGGGAAUCUCAAGUCUUGUGUCAUAUUGAUCAAGAAUCAAGACAAAGUCUCCUCAAUGUAUAUGGAGUUUAAACCCCCUACAGUUUU